AUGUCCUCUACUUCUGAACUUUAUAAUAAGAAGUGCUAUUGCACAAAAUGCAGCGAUAAUCAACAAGGCUACAGCUUUGUUUCUACACGAACCCUCCAGCGUCACAAUAAAAGAGCAAGAUAUGAAGACAGGGAAAGAAGUGAAAGAAAUAUAUCUGUUCAAAGAAAUCUCAUGGAUAUUGAUUUUGAAACUACAUCAAACCAACAAACCGGACCCAUAGAAGCAAUGGACGGUCAGACCAACUCGCCUGUUUGGGAAGGAGCCCCAAUUUCUGACGAUGAGGUUGCUUUUAGCAAUGAGUCGAAUGGCGAAAGCAGUGAUGGUGAUGAAAAUGACAAUGACGAAGAAAGCAAUGGCGGUGAAGAAAGUGAAGACAAUGAAGAGAAUAUUGUUGAGAUUGAAAUCGAAGAAUUCGAUACUGAAGAAAUUGAAUUUGCGUCCAUUGCCAACUGA
Messenger RNA from Phycomyces blakesleeanus NRRL 1555(-), 453 nucleotides. RefSeq lists its product as hypothetical. The transcript is spliced from 4 exons. The record is from RefSeq and is a predicted model, not a curated record. NCBI's taxonomy places the organism in Eukaryota, Fungi, Mucoromycota, Mucoromycetes, Mucorales, Phycomycetaceae. The coding region runs from base 1 to 453 and encodes 150 amino acids.